AACCUCAGCCGCCACAAACAAACCCACCGUAGCCUGGACAGCAAGAUGGCCAAGAAAUGCCCGACGUGCGGCAAAGUCUACGUCUCCAUGCCCGCCAUGGCCAUGCACCUCCUCACCCACGACCUCAAGCACAAGUGCGACGUCUGCGGCAAAGCCUUCAGCCGACCCUGGCUCCUCCAAGGCCACAUGCGAUCCCACACCGGCGAGAAACCCUUCGGCUGCGCCCACUGCGGCAAAGCCUUCGCCGACCGCUCCAACCUCCGGGGCCACAUGCAGCCCCACUCCGCCUUCAAGCACUUCAAGUGCAAGCGCUGCAGCAAGACCUUCGCCCUCAAGUCCUAUCUCAACAAGCACUACGAGUCCGCCUGCUUCAAGGGCGGGGGGCAGCCGUCGCCCCUCAGCCCCCUCCCGAGUUAA
Messenger RNA from Eurypyga helias (sunbittern), 417 nucleotides. Its product is annotated as transcriptional repressor scratch 1-like. Gene Ontology annotation, molecular function: RNA polymerase II cis-regulatory region sequence-specific DNA binding; DNA-binding transcription factor activity, RNA polymerase II-specific. The record is from RefSeq and is a predicted model, not a curated record. The transcript is spliced from 2 exons. The annotation marks the transcript as partial. NCBI's taxonomy places the organism in Eukaryota, Metazoa, Chordata, Aves, Eurypygiformes, Eurypygidae. Gene Ontology annotation, biological process: regulation of DNA-templated transcription.